GAUGAAGAUGAUGAGGUUUGCAUUAUCUGCUCUAAGCCCGACUCAGAGCCGCCCAACGAGAUAUUAUUUUGCGACAGCUGCGAUAUGGCUGUGCAUCAAAUGUGUUAUGGUGUGGUCAAGAUCCCAGACGGUGAUUGGUUGUGCAAAGACUGUUCUCAAGACGCAUCAAUUGGCGUCAUUGCAUCAGACAAGGAGGCCAUAUCGAUCAUGGCCGUUGAGAACGUGCCUGACAUCACCAACCUUGAGCAACAUUUACGAUCAUUGCAACGGGUCUUACUAGAUCGAUGUACCGGUAGGCGCCGGAUUAAACUGCUUGGACAGGACGAUGCCUACGACAAAACGUUCCAGUUGGUAGAGCAGACCAUCCUGGCCGGCGAGGGAAACUCCAUGCUCGUCAUUGGUGCCAGAGGGUGUGGAAAGACGACUAUGGUGGACUCGGUUCUCUCUGACCUCAGUCUGGAGCACAAGAAUGAGUUUCAUGUUAUCCGUCUGAACGGUUUCAUACACACCGACGACAAAUUGGCGCUGAAAGAUAUCUGGCGGCAGCUAGGCAAAGAGAUGGACGUCGAUGAUGACCUGAUCGGCAAGGCCAACAACUACGCUGACACGCUGGCAUCGCUGCUCUCGCUCUUAUCCCACCCGUCGGAGAUCGCAGAGGCCCAAGAAGGUGUCACGUCCACAUCGGUGGUUUUCGUCAUCGACGAGUUUGACUUGUUUGCGACUCAUGCAAGGCAGACGCUUCUGUACAACCUUUUCGACAUUGCGCAAGCACGAAAGGCGCCCAUCGCAGUCUUGGGUCUGACCAACAAAAUUGAUGUGGUGGAGGGACUCGAAAAGCGAGUGAAGAGCCGAUUUAGUCACCGCUAUGUCUACAUGUCUCUGCCCAAGACACUGGCUGCAUAUUGGAGCGUGUGCAGGCAGGGACUUGUGGUCGAUGACGAGGACGCAAAGUCGGAGGGUCUCGAUACGUCGGUCAAGGGGUUUGCCAAGUUCCAUGACUACUGGACCAAGAAGACCGAUGCGCUCUUUGAAGAACAGGCAUUCAAGGACCACAUCGAGUAUCACUACUGCAGCAACAAAUCCGUACCAGCGUUCCUGGGAAGCUGUGUGCUCCCCUUAGCAGGCCUCUCCCCCACAAACCUGACCCUGCGAUUCAGUCCGACCCUCACCAGCGACCCGCCCGACUCGAAGCUUCACCUACUUGGGUCCUUAUCAGAUCUGGACCUAGCGCUUCUCAUCUCCGCAGCCCGUCUUGAUAUCGUGGCUCAUACGGACACUGUGAACUUCGCCAUGGCCUACGACGAGUAUACAACACUGAUCGGACGGCAGCGCGUGCAGUCGGCCGCAGCGGGAAUGCUGGCCCUGGGUGGAGGUGUACGGGUCUGGGGCCGAGGCGUCGCUGAGAUGGCGUGGGAGCGGCUUGUCUCUUUAGGGCUCCUUCUUCCCACCGGGAUGGGCGGCAGACAUGGCGGCAUCGAGGGAAGGAUGUGGAAGGUUGAUGUGAUUCUGGAAGAGAUCCCGGCCGCGGUAAAACUGAACGCAGUCCUUGCCAGGUGGUGCAGGGAGAUAUGA
Molecule: messenger RNA, 1572 nt
Organism: Cryphonectria parasitica EP155
Lineage: Eukaryota; Fungi; Ascomycota; Sordariomycetes; Diaporthales; Cryphonectriaceae
Exons: 1
Biological process (GO): DNA replication; DNA replication initiation
Cellular component (GO): nucleus; nuclear origin of replication recognition complex
Molecular function (GO): DNA replication origin binding; ATP binding; ATP hydrolysis activity
Source: RefSeq, a predicted model, not a curated record